Messenger RNA from Spodoptera frugiperda (fall armyworm), 2505 nucleotides. Its product is annotated as L-asparaginase 1. Lineage: Eukaryota; Metazoa; Arthropoda; Insecta; Lepidoptera; Noctuidae. Gene Ontology annotation, molecular function: protein binding; asparaginase activity. The record is from RefSeq and is a predicted model, not a curated record. Bases 135 to 2015 code for a protein of 626 amino acids. The transcript has 13 exons. Gene Ontology annotation, biological process: amino acid metabolic process.
GAGUCUCGGAAGCGGUUUCAGUCGUCAGUCGCACAGUUUGAGUUUCAGUGUCGCGUGGAACGCACCGUUGGCUGUAUAAAUCUGUAGCGUUUGCGCGAAAUAAAGUUCGUUAAAAAAAGUAGAACUGUCAAAAAAUGGCGGUAAACGGUGAUGAUUUGAAUAAGUUGAAUAGUAUCGAUUUAAUGAAACUUGGUGCGGAUCUCCAUGUGGGGUAUAAUUCGGGGAGAAGGUUGUCAAGGGCUCAUGAAGUGGGAGACAGACGUGUUUUGGUUAUAUACACUGGUGGCACAAUUGGCAUGGUGAAGACCGAUGAUGGACUAUCACCGGGCAAAAACAUGUUCAAGCCCUCGAUACGAAGAUAUCCACAGCUUCAUGACGAGAAUUAUCACCAGAAAAUCAUGAAAGCGUCGCCAGCGGACAAAAGUUUGGAAAGUUUCUAUGUAUUACCAAAAACUGAUGACGUAUCGUGGAGAAUUCUGUACGACAUCAAGGAGUACGACCCGCUGUUGGACUCAUCUGAUAUAACUGAAGCGGAUUGGGUGAAAAUCGCCAAAGAUAUUCAGAGUGAUUACGAGCAAUAUGAUGGGUUCGUGGUCCUUCACGGCACAGACACUUUGGCCUACACAGCAUCAGCUCUCUCCUUCAUGUUUGAAAACCUCGGCAAAGCUGUUGUACUUACUGGUUCACAGAUUCCGAUCUUCGAACCUCGGAGUGAUGGUGUAGACAACUUCGUGUCAUCUCUCAUCAUCGCAGGGGGUUACCACAUCCCCGAAGUCACCAUCUUCUUCUACGGCAAAUUGCUUCGGGGGAACCGAACGCGAAAGAUAUCCGUGAACAAUUUUUUCGCGUUUGACUCUCCGAACGCUGUCCCGAUCGUGAAGGUCGGGCUGGAAAUGGAGGUAAACAAGGCUGCCAUCUUCAAGCCGACUGUCAUCGAGAAGUUCCACGUCCACGCCAUGAUGUCGAAGCACGUUGCUCAUCUCAGGUUGUUCCCCAGUAUCAGCACAGAAGCCGUGAAAUCUGCUUGCCAGCACCCUAUUCAAGGUCUGGUGAUGGAGACAUUCGGCGCUGGCAAUGUUCCAUCAACUAGGCACGACAUUCUGCUUGUGAUAGAAAGGGCUGUGAAGAGAGGAGUGAUCAUUGUGAACAUCACUCAGUGCACUACUGGUGCAGUGGCGGCACUUUACAAGACUGGGCAGGCAAUAGCGAAGGCAGGAGUGAUAUCAGGGUAUGACAUGACGCCGGAGGCUGCCCUCACAAAGCUGUCUUACGUCCUCACCAAGACUGAAUUAUCUUACCAACAGAAAGUUGAUAUGAUGUGUUUGAACAUCAGAGGAGAACUUACCAAUCUAUCUUCUAUGUCUAUUGUAGAUCAAACGCUCAAGGAGGCUUUGGGCAUUAGUCUGAACAUCCAGUCACCGAAGAAGCUGGCAGAAGUGGUUGCUAACGUGUUCUCUUCGCUGUUGCUGUACGGCAUCAAGCAGGGAGACGAGGGCAUCGUCAGAAAGCUGUUAGAUAUGGGUGCGGAUGUCAACGCUGAAGAUUCAGAGGGCAAGACUCCUCUUCAUGAAGCCAUCCUGACUGGAAACCAUCAAAUGGUCGAAUGUUUACUGGUAAAUGGCGCCAACGUGCAUUUCAAGACAAGAACCGGCGAGUGUCCUCUCAUCACGGCAGUGUUACGCGAAGAUCCUCAAAUCAUCAACUUACUGCUGAAGUGUGGAGCUCACUUGGCCAGUGCCGACAUAUACCCGGUCUCGGAAAUCAUGACCACAGCUAUCAGAACUGGGUCCAUAUCUAAGUUGGAGUCGUUGAAGUUAGCAGGCGCCAAGUUUGACAUAGUGGAUGAGCUUCGACAGACACCAUUACAUAAGGCUGUGCUCUGCAAUCGGCCAGAAGCGGCAGAGUUCCUCCUCAGAGAGGGCGUGGAUAGGGACGCUAAGGAUGUCCUAGGCCACAGCCCAGCUGACUACGUGAUGAAACUCAAUAGGAGAAGCCUCGUCACAUAUUUUCCCUAAACAUUCGCCAAUUGAACCAUUAAAGUAUUUCCUUUGGAUCUGAGCUUUCAAAGACUUUGUAGCGCCACACGACAACAGUUGUGAUUAAUUUUCACUCGUUUCUUUGCUUGUGGGUUGUGCUUGUCCUGUGCCGUGAAUAUUAUGUUGGGAUUAAAAUUAGAGAUUAUGAGUUGGCUCUAUUUUAUAUUAUUUAUGUGUAGGUAAAAGGCUAUGAAUGUGAAACAAGUUGCGCAACUGUAGCGCUUCUUAAACAUGUGAUAUGUUGCGUGGAACACGUCGGUACGUUUAGACAUGUUUAUAAAGUACCUAAUCGUGGUUUGUUUUGUAUAGUUUUGGCUUUGUUAUCAAUGUGAUUACUUAAAUUUAUAUGAAAAUAGUACAAUAGGAUGAUUAUUAAAUGAAUUAAUUCAGAAACUAUUUAUAUUAUGAUAUUUAUUUCAGUUUUAUUCAUUAUACUUUUAAACAAAUAAAAGUGGUGCAUUAUCUUUGA